AUGGCAGCGGCAAGCCUCGCACCAGUAGACAAUGAAGAGUUCCACCAAAUAACCGACCAGUCGCAGAAGCAUGUCAAUAUUGCCCUGCAGCUCGACGCACUACCGGCCGAGCUCCGCCGUUACAUGCUCCUUUUCUUGGACCUUGAGUCACUAUCAGCUCUUGUACAUGCCUCGCCAAUCUAUCAUGCACAAUACAGAGAGGACCGCGAGCGUAUCCUCUCACAGAGCGUUGAAUACACUGCGCCUGAGGAAUUCAUAAUUCGACUAUUUCGAAGCCGUAACUCGGAGUUCAAACAAGAUGUCGCCGGAUUCCUCCAGUCAUACUCAGGGGCAAAAGCCCGACAAGAGUUGACGCGUGAGGGGCCAAUCGACUUAAAAACAGCUGUGGAAAUGGCGCGCUUCUACUUCACCAUAGUGAAGCCACUCGCCAACAAGUUUGCUUGUACGCUGCUGGAGAAGGUAGCCCAGGAGGCAGCACAUCCCGACGUGAUAUCAGAGCCAGACUCGAGGCUUUCAGGUUCGGAAAGAGCGCGAAUUACGCGAUCUAUCUAUCGGCUCGAACUCUAUUGCGUGGCCUUGCAUACAGAUAAAUGGAUCGAAAAUCUCACAGGGCCGGAGGAUACGCAAGCAUUCCUGGACACUUUCGAGCCGUGGGAGACCGAAGAGCUCUUUUCGUUCUAUAAUUUCACAAAGGGGAUAUACGUGAAUCUCAUCGAAAGCGUCAAAUCGGACAUACAUCCUGACAAUCCUAGAUUCGAUGAUCAACCUCGGGCGCCUACGCCAACGGGAUCCUUCGACAUAGAUAAUAGUCCUUUCACAGAAGAAUACGUCGGCAGUCUCGUUUUAAAGGGGAUAGAAUUCUUACACACGACGAUUUUCGUCAUUACAGACCAUGAGGAUCUCGUCUCUCUCGUACAGGAAAACAUGAUGCUGAAUACCUGCCAUUUGGGAGGCGAUCUCGAUUUUGCCGGCGAACAUUAUCAAGAAACGCGGUACACGGACGGAACCGAACGCGGCGAGAAAAUGGACAACCAAACACCGAUGCCAUUCCAGGGGGACGAAAGGUCAGAUACACCGCCGCUGGGCUGGACAACCCUCUGGGGCGAGGUAUACAGCAGCUUGUUUGGCCGGGAAGUUCCCGACGCGCUGCAGCCCUGGGGCUAUAUCUUUUGGGACGCAUCAAGACUGAAGUCGACUGGGGCGCUUGAAAUGAUCGAGCGAGCUAUGAAAAACUGGACUGAUCCCAGGGACCGUGAAGCCCAAAGACCAUACGGCUGGGCGAGAGAUUUUGAGGAUUAG
Molecule: messenger RNA, 1299 nt
Organism: Dissoconium aciculare CBS 342.82
Lineage: Eukaryota; Fungi; Ascomycota; Dothideomycetes; Mycosphaerellales; Dissoconiaceae
Exons: 2
Coding region: 1-1299 (432 amino acids)
Source: RefSeq, a predicted model, not a curated record